AGACGUUCUUUCUCACAGGCUUGGUUUCACCUUAACACCUGCGGCAGGCCAGUUUCAGUCAGAGGAGAGGCCACAUCUGCUUUUCUGUAGGCCCUCGCGUUAGAAGCAUGCAUGGCUGGCUGCUCCUGACCUGGGUCCAGGGGCUGAUACAGGCUGCCUUCCUUACUGCAGGAGCCACGGCAGGCACCAUAGAGACAAAGGGGAACAUUUCCGCAGAGGAAGGUGGCUCUGUCAUUUUACAGUGUCACUUCUCCUCCAACACAGCUGAAGUGACCCAAGUCAACUGGGAGCAAAGAGAGCAGCUUCUGGCAAUCUAUAGUGCUGACCUGGGGUGGCAUGUCUCUUCAGUCUUCAGUGAGCGCGUGCUCCCGGGCCCCAGCCUAGGCCUCACCUUCCAGUCGCUGACAGUGAAUGACACCGGGGAAUACUUCUGCACGUACCACACCUAUCCUGAUGGGAUUUACAAGGGGAGAAUAUUCCUGAAGGUCCAAGAAAGCUCAGUGGCUCAGAUCCAGAGUGCCUUGCUUGGAGGAGCCAUGGCUGCAGUGCUGGGACUCAUCUGCUUAACGGUAACAGGGGUGACUGUACUGGCUAGAAAGAAAUGUAUUAGGAUGCAUUCUAUGGAAAGUGGCCUUGGGAGAAUGGCAGCUGAGCCACAGGCAUGGAACCUUGGGAUUCUCUCAUCCCCCAGAGACCCUGUAGAGACAGAAGCUGCCCCUGCUGGCCUUCGAGGAGAGCAGCCAGAAGAUGCCUAUGCUGAACCACAGGACUACUUUAAUGUCCUGAGCUACAGAAGCCUAGACAGCAUCAUUGUCCCAGUGAAGACUGGCUAGAACCCU
Molecule: messenger RNA, 839 nt
Organism: Acomys russatus (golden spiny mouse)
Lineage: Eukaryota; Metazoa; Chordata; Mammalia; Rodentia; Muridae
Gene: Tigit
Product: T cell immunoreceptor with Ig and ITIM domains
Exons: 4
Coding region: 108-833 (241 amino acids)
Biological process (GO): positive regulation of interleukin-10 production; negative regulation of T cell activation; negative regulation of interleukin-12 production
Cellular component (GO): cell surface
Molecular function (GO): signaling receptor binding
Source: RefSeq, a predicted model, not a curated record